This is a messenger RNA of Branchiostoma floridae (Florida lancelet), 1524 nucleotides long. Its product is annotated as serine-aspartate repeat-containing protein I-like. The record is from RefSeq and is a predicted model, not a curated record. The coding region runs from base 452 to 1489 and encodes 345 amino acids. NCBI's taxonomy places the organism in Eukaryota, Metazoa, Chordata, Leptocardii, Amphioxiformes, Branchiostomatidae. The transcript has 7 exons.
AAUAAAGGAAAAUAAAAAUUAACCUAAAAGAAAGUAAAAGUGUACCGGACAAGAAUGACGAUUAGGAAUAUCAAUUUUGUAAAAAAAUUCCAUACAUGCACUCGAAAUGCGUAUCCAGUCAUCUAUUUUUUCGACCGAUAACUGUGGUCAAGUAUAACAAGCGUGUUGGCCCUGACAUCUGUGCACCCUUGUCACGGGAAUUAGUUUUUACCUUGGACAGAAAUAAUCACACAACAACAAAAACUACGACCCUCCACCCCUCUCUGGGGACUACAUCUGGUACAGCCCUCAUAUUUCUAAUAUUGGUAUCUGGGGAUAUCCAUUUCCUGUGGACUAUUUCGGGCAAGCCGCCCGUUUGGAGGUGUUCGGGACCGCUGGAGCCAGGGACAGGACUAAGGGAACCUCUAUUCUCUUUUCUUUCCACAAGCGCGAACAAAAAGCUGCCCUAAAGAUGGGCGAUAUCGACGGUUUGGAUCCAGAUCUCGCGGGCUUUGACGAGAAAUCCAAAGAGGGAGGAGAAGGAGCGAAUGAGUUUGAGGAGGAGGACGUGGAUGGUGACAUGAUAGAGCCUGACCUGGAAACCACACAGGACGUCGAGUGGGAAAACAGGGCGGAAGACACUGCCACUGACCUGAAUGGGGUAAACGAAGAAGAGGAGGUUUCAGAAACACCCUAUAUGAUCCCCGAGGGCCUCCAUGAUAUGAUACCGGAGGGAAUGAUCGAGUCUGAGACAAUGCAGAAGGUAGUACAGAUGCAGCUUGAUAUCAUCCGCGAGGACUACGAGCGGGUUGAGGAGUACGAGAGCACGUACGAGGAACGGGUGGCGACGGUGGUUCUGGGAACGACGGCAGACAAAUCGACAAAGGGCGGUUCAAAAGAAGAUCCAACAAAACCAGUCGAAAAGUCUGUAGAAGCCGCCAAGAAAGAAGCAGAUACGGAGUCGACAGAACCUGCAGUAAAAGAGACAGAAAAGAAGGAGACGGAGCCAUCUAAGAAAGGGCCCGAAACGAAGGCGACAGAACCCUCUAAGAAGGAACCAGAAAAGAAGGUUCCAGAGCCUUCUAAGAAAGAGCCGGAAAAUAAGGAUGCAGGACCUAAAGCUAACCCGGCGGCACCCGUAGAUGGUGACGCCAAGAAAGAGGAGAAGGCCGAUGCAGAGAAAAGUACGGGCACAUCUGAGGAGGUUUUGGGAGCUGCUGCCAAGAAGUUCGGUGCAAAAGCCGAACCGGCGAAGAAAGAUGAAAAACCGAAAUCCAGCCUUGGGCUCAAAAAGGCACCAGCUGGUGCAAAACCCGGCGAAGAGUUCCAUUUCGAAACCUCGAAGGAGGCUCUUACGGAAGCCGAGAAGCAAAAGAAGAAGCAGAAGGAGCUUGAAGAAAUGCUGAAGAAGGCUCUUGAGGAAGCACGUCUUGCGGAAGAAGAAGCCCGCCGCCUGGCAGAACUCGAGGCACGACGCAAGAGAGAGGAGGAAGAAAGGAACGCGCCGUGAAGAAGAAGAAAGAAAGCGCCGCGAGGAAGAGGAGA